AUGGAAACGGUACUGAGUGUUCAGAUCGAGGAAUUGACUCGUCUACAGGAAGAGGAGCACACCAAACUCGGAAAUUUGUUGCAAGACAAUGAACUACUUUUGUCCAAGGUAAAAGCAUGCGAGGAAGAAUUAGUAUCUUUGCAACGAAAGAAGAGAAUGCUUUCAUUUGAGAAUCAAACCUCUCAAAACAAAUUGGACAUCCUAGAAGAGAACAUUAAGCGGUUAGAUAAGGACAUUGACUAUUAUUUGCAGCGAAUCGUUACCAACCAUAGAAGGAGAGAACAAAAAGAACAACACAUGAAGGAAUAUACAAGGCUGAUGGAACAAGAAAGUACCAAGUACGAUCAGUAUUUGAAAGAAAUCGAUCAGCAUUAUUAUGAAGGAUCUGACGAGGGUAAGGAAAUUCAAAAAUUGAAAGAGCACAUUGCAUGCCUUCAACAAGACAUUACCAACAUUGAGAAUUCCUUAAACCAAGAAGAGAAACGCCAAGAGGCACUUCAACAUGAAAUUGAUUCUCUCACGCGCAGCAUUGAAUCGGAAGUCAAGCGCCAAGAAGAAAUGGACAAGUCCUAUCAACAGAAGGAACAACAAGAAAAACAAAUACGCUCGAAAAUUGAAUUUCAUCAAGGAGCAAUGGCCUCAAAGGAACGAGAAAAGCAGGAUCUAGAGAAGUCGCUCUCUGCACUGCAUGAAGAAUUGCAACAGCUCACUCAUGAAACCAAUCAGCAAAUCCAGAAACGAGAAACCCUCAAUAAGAGACUUAAGGGAUCGACUUCCCUCAUUCAAUAA
Messenger RNA from Naegleria lovaniensis, 789 nucleotides. RefSeq lists its product as uncharacterized. The transcript is spliced from 2 exons. The record is from RefSeq and is a predicted model, not a curated record. Bases 1 to 789 code for a protein of 262 amino acids. Lineage: Eukaryota; Heterolobosea; Eutetramitea; Acrasida; Naegleriidae.